AUGUCUGCCAGGCCUAAAAUCCUCCUCCUGGGCGAGAUCGACCACGCACACAAGCAGUGGGAAGCGUUGAGUGAGAUUGGAGACCUUAUCAAGUCACAGUCUACCAAUCGAAGAGAAUUCAUCGAAGAAUGCAAGAGUGGGAAACUAGACGGGGUCGUUGCAGCAUAUCGCACUCUCGACUCAGUCCGUAUUACUGGACUGAUUGACGAGGAGCUUGUCAGCGUGUUGCCAAAAACAUGGAAGUACCUUUGUCAUAACGGAGCUGGAUAUGACCAGAUUAAACCAGAUACAUGCUCAAACCGAGAUCCGCCACUGUUCGUCUCAAACACACCAGCCGCCCCGGAUGAUGCCACCGCCGACACCGCCAUCUUUCUUAUGCUCGGUGCCCUGCGUAACUUUAACACAUCCAUGGCGGCCCUCCGUCGAGGCGACUUCAAGGGCAACCCUUCACCAGCUCUCGGUCAUGAUCCUGAAGGCAAGACCCUCGGAAUCCUUGGCAUGGGGGGCAUCGGCCGCAACAUGAAGCGAAAAGCAGAGGCUUUCGGAAUGAACAUUAUUUACCACAACAGAAGAGAGCUGGCUUCAGAAAUGGCCGGUGGUGCAAAGUAUGUCAGUUUUGAGGAGCUACUGAAGACGAGCGACGUCCUAAGCUUGAACCUGCCUUUGAAUAACAAAACACGGCACAUUAUCUCGACAGAACAACUCCGACGUAUGAAGCCCAGUGCCGUCAUUGUGAACACUGCCAGAGGGCCGGUAUUAGACGAGGCAGCUCUGGUGGAUGCGCUCGAUCAAGGAGUAAUCGCCGGUGCAGGUCUGGAUGUCUAUGAGGAAGAGCCAAAGGUCCACCCAGGGCUUGUUAGGAAUGACAAAGUGGUGCUCCUCCCGCACAUGGGUACCUGGACGAGCGAAACACAAGCGAAGAUGGAAUGUUGGGUCAUUGACAAUAUCAGAAGUGCAUUAACAGGUAAGGGGCUGUUAAGCGUGAUCAACGAGCAAAAGGACCUCGGCCUCGACAAGGAGAAAUGA
Endocarpon pusillum Z07020 is the source of this 1026-nucleotide messenger RNA. RefSeq lists its product as uncharacterized. Gene Ontology annotation, molecular function: NAD binding; hydroxypyruvate reductase [NAD(P)H] activity; glyoxylate reductase (NADPH) activity. The record is from RefSeq and is a predicted model, not a curated record. The transcript is spliced from 3 exons. Bases 1 to 1026 code for a protein of 341 amino acids. Lineage: Eukaryota; Fungi; Ascomycota; Eurotiomycetes; Verrucariales; Verrucariaceae. Gene Ontology annotation, cellular component: cytosol.